CACCAGUUGCAUCUGAUCACUGAAGCGGUUUGGAAUUUAAUGAUCAACCGGAUCUGUACAAAGCAACUGAUUUCUUCUGUUUAAGGACAGCUUCUCCAUCCAGCAGACAAAAUGUGCACAGGGUCAUGCUCCAAGUUUAUUGCCGUCCCUCUCUAUGUCCUGGCUCUGGUGUCAGUCAUCUGCAACAUCAUGCUCUUCUUCCCUGACUUCAGUACCGAGUAUGCAGGUUCAGACAGCGAAAGUGACCCAAGGCUCACAAAUGAAGUGAAAUAUAUGGGAGGCUUUAUUGGAGGAGGAAUCAUGAUCCUCAUUCCUGCCAUUCACAUUCAUCUGACAAGUACAAAGAGCUGCUGCGCCAACCGCUGUGGGAUGUUCCUGUCCAUUGGGUUUGCUGCGCUUGGUGUGGCGGGAGCCAUUUACAGUUUGGCCGUUGCAGCUGUGGGUCUUCAAAAUGGGCCAGUUUGUAGAUAUAGGGCAGACAAUGGCACUGAAAUUGAAACAUGGGGAAGACCAUUCAUGGGCAGUUCUGGAGACUACCUGGGAGACAAGGACAGUUGGGGCAGGUGUUUGAUACCAGAGAAUGUGGUUGAAUUCAACUUGGGGUUGUUCUCCACUCUGCUGGUGGCCGCCGCCCUGGAGGCCGUCCUCUGUGCCUUCCAGAUGAUCAACGGAUUGUUCGGCUGUAUCUGUGGAACCUGCUCUGAUAAGGAUGAGGAUUAAAUCAAAGCAGAUCAACUUCACACCAUGACUUCUUGACGAAGACCUGAGAGAGUUUUAUCAUCAUCACUGUCAGCAUGCACCAAUAUGUUUCUUUUUUUCCAUAAUAUUUAAGACAAUAGUUUACGCCGAUCUGGCAACACUACAGGUUUGCUGUUUGUGCUUUAAAUGUGCCUUACUAAUAUGGAUUCGUCAAGAGGAUUGACUGGGAUUACUGCUGAUUGUUUCUUUUGUUUGCGUUUCUUUAAAGAUUUAAAUAUUAAAUUUCGUCUCGGAUACUUUGUGUACUUGAGCAUUUAGAGUUGUUUUUAAUGUUUUGUAAUAAAACUUUGAACACAUCA
Xiphophorus couchianus (Monterrey platyfish) is the source of this 1058-nucleotide messenger RNA. It is a transcript of the gene tm4sf21b, whose product is annotated as transmembrane 4 L six family member 21b. The transcript has 5 exons. Bases 112 to 720 code for a protein of 202 amino acids. NCBI's taxonomy places the organism in Eukaryota, Metazoa, Chordata, Actinopteri, Cyprinodontiformes, Poeciliidae. Gene Ontology annotation, cellular component: membrane. The record is from RefSeq and is a predicted model, not a curated record.